AAUGCUCGAAAAUUCUGAAGAAGACCUUAACAUUACUGGCAAGAACAUCACGUAUCCUAAAUUCACAACAAGUUAUGGCUUCUUCUCCCAAAAUCCAGUCAAGCCUAGUAAAGAGUCCAAUCCUCCUAAGCUGAUGGUGCUGCGAUCGAAAUCUAUUAUGAAAGAGCAGAUCAGCAAGGCCAAGUCAGCAAUAAUCUAUAAAAAAUUUAAGAGAGAAAAUGGAAUUGGCAAGCUCAACGGAAUUUACCCCAAGAUGGUGGCAGAAGAGCCUCUUAGAGAUUUUGAAGGGCAAGAAGUUAUUAUGCUUCAAUAUGAUGAAAAGAAGAGUUUGAAGAAUACCUCAGACAUAAAUCCCUCUUUUUCAAGAUAUAAGAAGAGGAACACAAGGAACAAUAAUUUCAGAUCAAGACAAUUUUUGACCUCAAGCUCAGUGGAUUAUAGCCAAGAUAGGUUCCCCGUAGACCUCAAGAUUUUGGGUAAAUCAACCCAGCAUUCAGAAUAUCUUAAGAAAAUGAGAAAAAUCUGUAAAUUCAGAAUGGAAGCGACCUCAUUUAACUUCAAUUAUCAUAAGAUCUUCCAGAGUGCAGAUCAGGCUGGCAAGAAUGAUUCCUCAGGUCUGAACUACAAAUAAUUCCAUGAACAAGAGGGAAGAUUUUAGCUGUAAUUCUAGGCUUAAUAUAAUUGAAAUGCAAAAUUCCACAAAGAGAAUGAGGAAUUCUAGUCAGAUGUAUAACCCUGAAGUCUCUCUGACAAAUCCCUUGUUCAUCGCACAGAAAGCCAAGAUGUUCAUCAGAGAUGACUCUAAAUAAAAAUGUGAAGAUAGGUAGAGAUACACCCAUAAUCUCUGAUGAAUCUCAAUCUGAUGAUGAUGAUGAGAAGGAGGUUAAAUUUUGACUUAAAUCAGACCGUUCUAACUCUGAUUCACUCCGGAACACAGAUUCGGUAUGUAAUAAAGGCCUGAUCAACCUGAAACUUAAUAUUAAACGAAGAAAUAAAUUUGUACCUGUCUAUAAGAAAACAAAAGCUGGGCAACAAUAUGGAAACUUCGUUCAAAAGCCAAAACCUUUCAGGAACAAUAAAAAUGUGUUUGAAGCUUCUCGAAAGUCAAAAUCAAUGGAUCCAAAACUCUGUCAAAUUUCUUGUAUCCAAACUUUGCAAAACAAAACAUUUGUCAAAGAAAACAAGCUAAAUAAGAGAAAGGUGUUUACCAAGAACAUUCAACUAAACCAAUCGCCAAGAAAUAAGGUUUUAAGGAGAAUUUCAAGCUAUCUCAGAAAAAAGCUAGGGCGUUCGUCUAUAGAAAGAUAAAGACCUCAUAAGGGCACUCCUCUGGAUCUUAACAUUUAUGUAUAACUUAUGGGUCUAUUUUAAUUUGGAAUUGAUUUCAAUA
Molecule: messenger RNA, 1390 nt
Organism: Moneuplotes crassus
Lineage: Eukaryota; Ciliophora; Spirotrichea; Euplotida; Euplotidae
Source: the annotation of a GenBank genome assembly